Messenger RNA from Hyaloscypha bicolor E, 1185 nucleotides. RefSeq lists its product as uncharacterized. The transcript is spliced from 2 exons. The record is from RefSeq and is a predicted model, not a curated record. The annotation marks the transcript as partial. NCBI's taxonomy places the organism in Eukaryota, Fungi, Ascomycota, Leotiomycetes, Helotiales, Hyaloscyphaceae.
AUGACAGAUGCUCAUGAAACCGAGGUAGCCACCGCCGAUGAAGGCGAAGGCAUUGCGAGUGAAUCCGAGCAGGAAUACCCAAGCCGAAAUACUACACCACCGAGUCUGGAAGAAUUCGAGAGAUGGCAAGCGCAGAUAGGCUUGCAAAAGUUCGGCGAAGGCCUGAAUGCUGCGGCAAAGGCGAUAUUCCCGAGUGAUGGUCGACUACAAUACUCGAAGGUUUAUGUGCUGAUGCUGAGCUGGGGCGUGGAAGGUUCAGCGGUGUCUGGAAUCUCGAGAUUGUCUAGUGUCUUCAAGGACGUUUAUCAUUUUGAUGUCGAAUCUUGGAUGAUCCCUUCAGAAGGCAGCCAGGCUACGACGACUCAGAAGAUAUUGGAUUUCGUCAGAUUAGGUGGUGAUAGUGACGAUGAUCUGAAGAUUGUAUUUUAUGCUGGACAGACUCAACUUAUCAAGAACAAGAACUUGGCUUUGACGAGCAGUGGUCGCAAGACCGAGAAAUCCGGAUACCCCGUCCAUUGGAGUGGCAUUCAAAAGUCUUUGGAGGCUGCACGAAGUGACGUUCUCAUCCUCUUGGACUGUCCUUACGUAGGGACGGCAAACAACAACCAAGGUAAUGGGGUAACAGAGCUCAUUGCGGCAUCUGCCUAUAGAUCUGUGGUGAGCCACCUCGAAGCAUAUUCCUUCACCCGUGAGCUGGAGACCGAGUUCCGAGAGUUGAGCAAAUUGCCGUAUUUCUCGGUUGGAAACCUUUUCCACAACAUCUACUGCCGCGUUCAAAGUCGAAUGGCCGAAACAGGACAAGAAGAGGCUGUACCUGCUUGUUUGCAAUUGACACAGGAGGAUCCGUACCUACCUCGGAGUAUCCAACUGUCAGCUCAUCAGGCGGAUACCCCUUCUACAUUACACCCGAACCCCGCAAAUGCCAACGGAGCGUUCCAUACCUCGUCUACUCGAGGAGAUACACCGCGUAUUGCAUUUGCAAUUCGUCUAAAAGAGGAUUUCAAGGUUGGAGAUCUCUCUUCAGACCUCUUUCUGAGAUGGCUCAGCUGUAUUCCAGAAUCGGUGGCAGAAGUCAAGAUUGAAGCCGGAUUCCACAGCUAUUCAUCCCUCCUAAUCGUGUCAGUUCCAAUCUGCAUGUCACUCUACAUGCCAAAGGAUCCUGCAAUCAUUUGUCUUGGGCCGAUC